AAUAUAGCUAUAACCCAAAUCAGAUUGGAAUGAAAUAAAAUUGAAUUUUGUUGAAGGCUUGGUGCCUUGGUUUCUCUUCUCCUACCUAUUCUCUGUUCUCUCCCCUAACCUCCCUCGUUCUAAUUCUCCCUUCUACAGCUAAAAACACCUCCGUUUCUUCUAAAACCAUUAUGCUUUCUUAAUCUCUCAACACUCCCAAACCCACCCUAAUCAUACUCUCACCAACUGUUGCUCUGUGUUGCAUCAACAGCGGUCUUGGAGACUACCGAGGAGCUCUCAGAGUGGCAGUUGCCAUCCAUAAUUUUCACGAUAAUGGUGCUGCUAGGUGGGUAAUUUUAUUAACAAUUGAACAAUGGCCGAUAGCAUGAAGCAAUUCCAGAAAAUCUUAAUUGAGCAUGAGACUCAAGCUGAGCACCUCUUUCUAGCUAAACACCAGCUGGUUGAAAAUGAUAGGGUGAGGAAUGGGAACAGAGAAGCACUUACAUCUUUGAGGAAGAUAGCUCGAACAACAAAAACUAGUGUUCCAUCUCCUUUUGAGUCGAUGAUGAAGGAGAUUGGAGGAGCUCAAUCAAGACCUCUGGUGAAGGAGGUAUGCCCCACUUGUGGCAACCAUGACUCAAAUGAGCGCACAUGGAUGAUGUUCCCUGGAACUGAUGUCUUUGCAAGGAUUCCAUUUCAUGCUGCACAUACCAUCUUGGAGAAAGAUCAAGAACAACUCGACUUUGAUUCCAGAAGGCUACAGAGCACCAUGAAGGAGAAAUCUCUUGUGCUUUCAGAAACAGGAGCCCUUGCUGACAAGAUCUGUCCUGGUGUGCUGAAAUCCUUGGUGAACCUGACAGACAAACCUAGCUGAGUUUACGCAGCUUGAUUCAAUAAUAUUCACUUUCAGUUUACCCUCAUCCACUCCAAUUGCACCGCACCCUAAGGGGAAAGGAACAAAAAUAUCUCCCCUAUAGCAUCAGUAGCAUAGCUUGUGUGAAGAUUAGUGUUCUAAUUUUUCAAGUCUUUGCUACUCCUACCGCACCUAAUGUCAGCAUUCACGUAAGAUGGGGAUUGAAUAUAAUGGAAAUGGUAGAUAUUGUCACAUACCUAGUAUAUGUGGCAGUUUGAAAACUU
Messenger RNA from Rosa rugosa (rugosa rose), 1116 nucleotides. RefSeq lists its product as uncharacterized. The coding region runs from base 353 to 853 and encodes 166 amino acids. Lineage: Eukaryota; Viridiplantae; Streptophyta; Magnoliopsida; Rosales; Rosaceae. The record is from RefSeq and is a predicted model, not a curated record. The transcript has 4 exons.